Molecule: messenger RNA, 9734 nt
Organism: Dermacentor silvarum
Lineage: Eukaryota; Metazoa; Arthropoda; Arachnida; Ixodida; Ixodidae
Gene: LRR
Product: F-actin-uncapping protein LRRC16A-like
Exons: 35
Coding region: 154-4323 (1389 amino acids)
Biological process (GO): cell migration; regulation of Arp2/3 complex-mediated actin nucleation
Cellular component (GO): lamellipodium; plasma membrane
Molecular function (GO): protein binding
Source: RefSeq, a predicted model, not a curated record
CGGUGCUGAUCCCAAAAGUGGGAAUGGCUGAGUGAUGUUGUGUCCGGGAAUUUUUUAAGUAAAUAUUCAGCUUGUGGUUAUGCUCUUGCGGUCAAGCCGAAGCACCGUGGUUUUAUGGAUACAUCUGACGGCAGAGAAAACUGAAGAGGAAUAAUGUCCACGAAGAACGCUAUCACGAAGGAACUGAGCGACAGCAUUCGACAUGUGCUGGACCGCAGUGCCAAGGUGUCCUUCAAGUGCAUGGUGCGCUUGGAGAUCAAACAGGACAAAACGGAGAACCGAGUGCUGGCAUUUUCUUCGUGUAGGUUUUUUAUCCUCACUGCCAAAGUGCCAACCAAGAUUGAGCACUCUUUUCACUAUUUAGAAAUUCAAACUGUAGAGAGCAAAAAGACAAACCAGCUCUGCCUAACCAUAGACAACAAAGUGUACACAUUCUAUUCAGUUGAUCCUGAGUCCAGUGAUGUUGACCAUAUGAUCAUCCAGCUAGGAACUGCUGUAAAAAGCAUUUUUCCACAAGUGCCUUUGGAGUUGAUAAUCAGACGAGUGGAAGCAGUACCAGCCGUGAGGCUUCAGCCAAUGCUCGAAUUCAACCAGUCGGCCGAAGCCUCAGACCCAGGUCCAUGUGGAAACUUCUCAGCUCAGUACAUCUGCAUGUGUGACUUCCAUGGGCUCCCUUUCAGAGAAGAUGUGGCAUGGGAUGUUGACACUAUAUACUUGUCUCAUGACACAAAAGAGCUGUCAUUGUUAGACUUUGAUCAUUUAGAGGGCCGAGACCUGGUGCCAAUCAUAUCUGCACUUUGUUACAAUGCCUGGUUCACAAAGUUCAGAGCAAGCAAUGUAAAACUUGCUUCAGAAGCACUCGAACAAGUACUCCAGGUGAUGAAACGUUCUGUGUCACUGGAGGAGUUGUACCUGGAUAACACAGGCAUUAAAUGGGAAUUUGCACACAAACUUUCCAUGACCCUGAUUGCCAACCCUAACUCGCCAUUGAACUCGUUGGAUCUUUCCAACAACUUGAUAGAAGACAAGGGGCUGAAUAGUCUGUGUGGGAUCAUUGCCAAAAUUACUCAAGGAGUAGGCCAGCUUUGUGGGCCACUUGGAAAGCUGCAUAAGGGACUGAGCUACCUGAACCUUGCCCACACAGGAAUCACUGCCAAGGGUGUUAACACACUUGCUCAUGCACUUUCUUUGAACCGUUCUAUGCCCUCCAACCUCACAUACCUCAAUCUCAGUGACAAUGUCUUCAAGGAUGACAUAAAUAACCUGUACAACUAUUUGGCUCAACCAAAUUCUCUCGUUCACCUGGAUUUGUCUGGCACUGAAUGUGCUCUGGAAACUGUAUUUGGUGCACUUUUGCGUGGCUGCACUCAGAAGCUUGAGGUACUGAACCUAUCUCGAAAUAUGUACAGUUCAAAGAAGAGCAAAGAGGUGCUUGUGCCACCUUCAUUCAAGACGUUCUUUUCAAGCACUGUCGCUCUACGUCACCUCAACAUGGCAAAUGUCCGUAUGCCUAUGGAGGCACUCAAGGCCAUGCUGCUUGGUUUGGCUUGUAAUGAGAUCCUCACUGAGGUUUGGCUUGACCUGAGUUGCAACGACCUCAAGACUCAAGGUGCGCUGGUACUCGAGUCCUGUCUGCCAGGGAUCCGCUGCCUGUACAGCCUGGACAUCAGUGAAAACAAUUUUGACCAAGAUUUGGCCAACAUUGUGGCAGCUGUUGGAAAAAAUCAAUCCAUCAAACGGCUUUCAAUAGGAAGGAACUUCACAAACAUGAAAACAAAGCACAUAACUCGUGUAAUGGAAGCAGUUGUGCAGCUAAUUCAAGAAAAGGACUCCUCUCUUGAAUAUCUUUCAUUGGCAGAUUCAAAGCUUCGUGGGGAAUUGUGUCUUGUUAUUAAUGCACUUGGUAGCAACCAGUGCCUCACUUCAAUUGAUAUCACUGGUAACUACAUGGGCCUGAAUGGUGCAAAGACCCUUGCCAAGGCCCUGCAAAUAAAUUCGAAGCUGAAAAGCAUUCUGUGGGAUCGUAAUUCUACACCCGCUCAAGGUUUUCAAGAUAUUGCAUACGCACUUGAGAAGAACUUCACCCUUAGGUACAUGCCCUGUCCAGUUGUUGACAUCACUUUGGCGAUGAAAAUUGCACCUGAACGCACAGAGACUGCUUGGAAGAAGAUAUCUGAACUUCUGCAUCGCAAUGUGUCGCCUAAAAAGCACAGCAAUAGCCAGGCGUUCAGAUUGCAACAAGGCUUCCUCUUGAGCUCAACACAACAGAUGGUGGAUCGCUGGAUGCUUCAUCUCCAAGAUGUAAUCAGAACGGCGCAGGCUUCAUCUUCAGAAGAUGUCACUUGUGAUGAGGAAGUGCUCAAGGCUGAAGGAUAUUUAAAGGAUGCUAGCAGUGCCAAACAGCUGCUGACUCGGCUACAUGAUGUCGUCCUUCAACAGGAGGAAGCAGGCAACCCAAUUGAAAUAAAGUUGCAGGGCUGUGUAGACGAGAUGGAGAAGACACUGAAUGCUUAUCUUAAGGGGACUGCUUCGAACAUGUUGAAGUGCAUUGAAGACCAGUGUCCUACAAUCAUGUCUGAUGAGAAAGUUCGAAGAGAGAUUGAAGACAUCUGUCGAAGUCGGCAGCACUUCCCACAAGAGGUUCUUCAGCGAGCUAUUCUGGACCAGGCUGGCACGGACGUUCUCAACCGCAUCAGUGAAAUUAACCUGACAAUAGCAGCUCAUGUUUCUGACCGCAUCCUAGAUGAAGUGAUUGAGAGCCUGCCACGGAGUCACCGCGACUUGGUGGAAAAACUCAAUCGUCAGCGUAGCUCAACACCAGAUGUCCUGCGGAGUGGCUUGCGGCCAGACAGUCACAGUGGGGACGCCCACUGUGAUCAGGAUAGUGUCAGUGAAAGCUCUGACUCACCCCUGCAGUUGGCUUGGUUGAACCUAGCAACACCCAAGCUACCAAUGAAACGGAAAAGCAUUAAUUGCAGGAAACUGAGGCCACAGUCAGUUGUAGAUAGCGUCGAAGGAAUUGCAGCAGAUGACAUCCCUGACCUCUUGCCAAAAGGCUCAGAAACAGACAGCCUGCCAAACUUGUCUCCAACAUCCGAAAAGCUGGAGCACCUGGGAAAGGCACGACCCAAGCGGCCAAAGACACAUGCACCCACGCGCCCGUGCCUGCAAGCUCCUGAGAGCCGGGAGCCACCUCUUGCGGAGGGGCUGGACUGCUUUUUCAAGCGGCAUCCCUCUACCUCAACGCCCACGCUUUCUCCUGAUUCAGAAGAUGCAGGGCUGAAGAGUGACAGCAGCACAUCUGCAAGCAGUUCCAUUCUGAUUACUGAAUCAAAGCCACUGGAAAAGUCUCCUUCAGACAACAAAGACACUGAAAAGCGCAGCUUCAUGAAAGGCAUCAGCAGCUUGUUCAGCCGAGCUUCAUCAUCUUCAUCGGAGUCGGUGGUUGUGCAGAAAUCAAAACAAGAAUCAAAAGACACUGGCUGCAACGUCAUGUCUACUUCCAUGUCGGCUUACUCAUCAGUCAAAUCAAGGCAUGACAUAGAUGUCCACGAUAAAGAAAAUGGAGAAAUGGUCACUGAAGUCAGAAUGUCUGAAACCACAAAGAUUUCUGGCAUGGAAAAAUUUGGUGUGGGGCCUGGAUCAGUGAUAUUGGCUGAAAUGAAGGCAUUGCAAGGAAAACGUACAUCUGGGGGAGCUCCAACGAAAGGAAGUAUCUCCGAGGACAAAGGUCCAUGUCCUGUUGAGUCUCCCAAGGACACAGGGCCUUUUCCAUCAGUUCGGCUUAAGCCAACAGGGCUUGCCGAGUCGUUGCGGUCACCCACUGAAUAUUAUCCUCGAGAGAAGAGCUGCAUCAGCCCUUCAGAGAAUGUGCCCUCUUCACCUCAGCUAAGUACCCCGGGCAGUUCACCGAAGACAGUCGCAGCUCUGAAGAGUGGUCGACCACCACCACCUGUCGCACCAAAGCCACGACCAAAGUCAAUGGUUGGCACAAUGGAAUCACGGUUGUCAGGAGAAUUUUCCAGUGAUGAAGGUCUGAGGACAAGAGCUAGGACACCAGAUGAAGCAGACUCUUUGGACAACAGCAAUAAAUCUUCUGAAGGGGCGCCAUGGAAACGAGUGGGGAUAUACAGCAAAGAUUCGUCAGACGGGUCCUUGGUGUCAUCAACCACCUCCACUGCUGCCAGCAGGGCUGCAUUUUUUGCAGGCUCCUCAUUGCGAUCAUCAGGCAUGGCCACUUCAUCCCUGGCCAAGGAGAAGGCAGAAGGAGAGUCGGAGGGUGCACCUUCGGCUCCACCAGCGGACGACAUUGUCGACGUCUGAUUGGAUGCUGGUCAAGUCAUGUCUGUUUCCCUUUUGUGUUUGGGUGUGUCUGUGUCACUAAUGUGUGUCUCCUGUCUAAUGAGCUUGAUGUGUCUCACCAAGUUGAGAGUGCAUGUACAGUACUUGGGUGGUUUGUUUCAUGGAGCUGGCGAGUUACUUCAUGUAUUCUUUUUACCAUGCUGUUGCAAUAACUAUUAAAUCAGACAUUCUUUACCUGUGGAACAGUGUGACAAAAGUUUUAUUGUUUUAUACAUUGAAUGUAGAGGCACUCUUCUUAGUGUAGUCAUAUUUUUGCCAGUGUUAAAGAAAAUGUUCGGGAAUUUGAGCUGCAACUUUUAUGAAAUUACUUAAGCCUGUCUUUGCAUAAAAGUAGCUUGUGAAAAGUUGUACAUAUGACCGGAACCCCCCUUACGCAGCAUUCGGUAGUGUUGUGUAGAAAUCUGCUCAUGUAGAAGAACCAAUAGGGAAAAUGUGUUUGCUUUCGUGUGUGUGUGUGUGUGUGUGUGUGUGUGUGUGUGUGUGUGUGUGUGUGUGUGUGUGUGUGUGUGUGUGUGUGUGUGUGUGUGUGUGUGUGUGUGUGUGUGUGUGUGUGUGUGUGUGUGUGUGUGCUGUGCGUGGUGCGUGCGUGCGUGCGUGCGUGUGAGUUAUGGGUCCUGGGGCCAGUGCCUCUGCUCAAUAUGACACAAAGUCAUGAUUGUAGAAUACCAGUGAUUUUAUUCCUCCUCUCUUGUAGGUGGUUGCGAGCUUGUGUCAAAGGUUUGUAGCCGUGGUCAAGGGGGCUGAGUGCUUUUAUAGAGGUGUUUAGGGGCUCUAUUCUUGCCAUUCAGAAAGCAUCUCUGUUACACCAGUUGCCUAGCAUUUGAACAUUGCUGUUAAGCUUAGCAGCUUUGAGCAUUGUGGAAGUAAAAUGGGUACCAUUCCAUAACACUAGCUUUUUAGCAUGCGUGUUGUGUGUUAAACUGCACUGUAUUACAGGGGUUUAUGUUUUUACUGAGCUGCUGGAAUUGUGUGGCACAUAACUGAUAGCCUGCCCAAAUUUUGAGGCAGGCAUGAAGCUAACUUGUUUGUGUUUAACACAACAAGCAUAUUACUAUUAUUAUUAUUAUUAUUGCAAGUAACAUUUGGUUCUCGUUUGGUUUAGUUUGAUAUAGUUAUAGGGCUGUUCGUAAUAAGUUUUCUGUUGUUUUCUGACAUGUCCAAGCAGCCUAAGGGAUAAGCAAAGGAGUGUACAGUCAGACCUCAAUUUAAAACAAAUUUCUAUCUUGUGAACUUUUUUUUCGUUCCCCUACUCUUUGGAAAACCAUGCAUCAUUUGUCACAAUUUAACAAAGUAAUUUUUGCAUUGCAUUUUUUUAUUAAGCCUUUGCAUAUAACAUGCAUAUUUUGGCAACCUCCGGAGGGACCCACUUGGAAGUGGCAGGUGCACUGCUGUGCCACUUGCCAGUCUGGCAGCUUGUCAACACUGACAUUGAAUGUGUUCCAUUAAUGCUCAUGGGCACACACUGGAACACAUGAGCAGCAAGGGCAUGAGCCUCUACUUUCCUGAGUACUUAUUUACUGAGGUAGUUUUUUAACCGUAAUCACAAAAUGUGACCAGAGCUAAGUGAUAACAUAGUAAAUGGAACAUGGGAACAUCUUGCUUCUGUUUCAUAUGGGGCUGUGCUGUUAUCACGCCUUUUUUAAUCUCUACUGUAGCGAUAAAUAAAAUUUUAAACUUGAUGAUUGCCUCUCACAUUCUAACAGCUUGCCCCCUCGGGGUAUACCAGGCAGUAAGUGCAGUACCAGGCUGUACUAGCUUAAGGUGAUUUUAUCAUGCUUUCUGUUCAUUGAGUGUCAUCGCAUUCAAGGCUUCCUCAUGGCACCUGCUCGCACACCAAUUACAAUGCAAACAGUAAAAUAAUAGCCCACACAAAAAUUCAUCAAGUUCAAUGUUGGGACAGUGAAAUGUGGAUAUGGUGUUCGACGUGCGGAAGCUACAUUAUAGAGAAUGUCCUUUGUGCAGGAACUACAGAAGGGUGGCCCUUAGCUUUACAAGUAAUCAAAUACCAUUUCCAUCUACAAAACAAAUAACUAGUUCUGAUUUAAUGGGCACAAAGUAAGUCGGUUUCAUACCUACAGCACUUUGUUUCCAUCAAGAUGCCGUUUUUGAGACGCUACAGUGUUAAUGGUCAUUUCAUGCUCUGAUUAGCAUGCAUCAUGCUAACAUGCUCUGCAUGGUGGCAUGCUUUUUUGCUUAGUUUAAUGUAAUGGGCUCGAUAAGGUUCAAAAUAUCUUGCUGCAUCAUAAGCACCAUGAAUGAAUAACAAUCAAAAUGAAGAGGUAUUAUUUUUUUUGUGCCUUACUUCUUCACAUGGCUAAACAUCUAUAGUUUGAACACCUAAAUUGUAUGAUAAUCACCCUAGUUGUCAUGUAAAUUCUUUUAAGAUGUUAUUUCUCUGCAUGCUAGCCAACAGGUGUGUUGCAGCAACAUAAGUACUAAAUUGCACUGCUACAACAUCUAAACUUCAGUUUAAUUAAAUUUUUUAUUUGAUAAAGUUUUUGGUUACAAGUACAACUUCAUUUAGUCUAAGUCCAAAUGUAUAAAGGAGAAGCCAUGUUUGCUAUACCCUAGUUGGCCGUAUAAGGAAGUGUUUCAGAGAUUGAAAUUUCUCCCACCAGGUAACCUCAGAUGAGAAGAGAGUAAUGGAUAGGGUCUUGUCUACCAAAUACCACUCCACACACUGUAGGAACAAAUGUCAGCUUGUUCACACCUGCAAAUGUGGUGAAAAUAUCAGAUUGGCUGGGUGGAGUUUGGUGGGUAUUUGCAAGCUUGCAUCUUUUUGUCAAGGUUCAUUGCCGGCUCACUUUUUUUCAUCUGCAUGUUUAGAGCUCAGUUUGUGUGUUUAUGUGAGUGACUGUAAAUACGCUUUUGCUGCAUGAAGACCCUCUUGAAUUUAGCUGUGAGUUUCUUGACAGUCCUUCGCCGUGUGUGAAAAAGUGCAAUAGGGCAUUUAAUAAAAACACUCAAUACAUCAACUUGCCUUUCCUUUCUCUUCUACUAGUUUUAGCCUCAAUUCCUGAGUCGUAGUUUAUUUGAAUGAGUACUUUAAGUGUUAUUUCAAAUAUUAUUUAAGUCUAGGUUGCGUAGUUCUGUGUACAUAUACAGCUGACCUGCCAGUGUCACAACUGCACCAAAUACAUUCCUGUAGUAUGCCCUAACGGGGAACACCUAGGACUCUAUAUAGGCAGCGUAGAUGGUGGAGCGUGGCAAUCCUGUCCACAUAUGCUUGCAUCCAGCAUUGUGACUGUGUGUACAACUGCAUGUAUGUGUGUGUGUCUGUGUGUGUGUGUGUGUGUGUGCAUGUGCGUGCACGCACCAUGCUUAUACACCAUAGGAACUUUAUUUUCUGGCACAUUUCUUUUGUUUCUCUCGUUUCCUGUGCUUUUACUUUGCAGUCGUUACUCACUGUGUACCUUGAUCACAUUUUUUGUCUGCUAUAUGACAACAAUAUUGAAUGCCUGUUGUACGCUUGUAGCGUCUUUUGCGCAAGUAGUCAACAGCCUUUUGUGUGUGUGUGUGUGUGUGUGUGUGUGUGUGUGUGUGUGUGUGUGUGUGUGUGUGUGUGUGUGUGUGUGUGUGUGUGUGUGUGUGUGUGUGUGUGUGUGUGUGUGUGUGUGUGUGUGUGUGUGUGUGUGUGAAUUUUCUUUGAGGCAUUACCAAGUGGUGUGUGCUUUCCAUCUAUGCUCUUGUACAUUCUUUAUUUGUCAAAGCCUUGCCACUGCUUAAUUCUGUCUACUUAAAGCUUAUAUCAUGCAUAGGCUAAUUGCUAGUAAGCAUACUUCAUUUUUAUGUAGUCAGUUCUUCUGAAUAACUUAAAUGAAUUACAUCGUUAUGUUUUUGACCUUGCUCAGCUUUCAUGAUAAAGGGCACAGUUUUGCAUAGCUGGUGCAUUUGGCUUUGGUUCUUUUUCCCGUAAACAUUUGUUUUUCUGUGCCUCAAAUGUUGGGUGACAAUUUUAUCAACACAGGAGAGGUUCAUUGAAGGCUUAUACUUAACUUCAAGCUUAGAAGUUUGACAUUAUUUUUGUUUUGUUUUUUCUUGGCUGCUUGACAUUUCAAUGUAUUGUGAAGUCUUUGUGUAUUAGCUUCUGUGCUGCCAAAACCAGUUCCAUUUUCUGAGCGGAAAGGGAUUGUGCAUAGCUUUGGCUUUGUUGUUGCUUCAGAAAAAAGAAAACGUUAUCGCAGUUUUACUGCUAUUAAUUUGUACUAUUGUUGGGUUGUUUUGACCUGUUGGCCACUUUUGGUUGUGGAUGCUCAUGUGAAGUGUACACUGUACUUGAAUACAAAAGCAGUUAUUUGAACAGGCUGCAGACUCUUCCACGGUAGUCGGCGUCGGUACGAGUCAACUGCUGUCGUGUUAGCCCUCUCCUGUGCAUUACAUUCCCAGUCGUGUUGUGAUAGCUCUUGUGAUUCUCUUGAAGGCAAAGCUGUGUGGAUCAAAGCAAUGCUUCUUUUUUUUUUUUUUUUUUUUUUUUUCAUUGCUGCUUUCAGUUGUGAUUGAAACUUGCUGCUCGAAGUUUUUUUUUUUUUUUUUUUCUGAGCUUAUGGAUGUGGUGAUGGGGCACAAUUUUUUUUUCUUCCCUUUUUAUCAGAAAAAUGGCUUUGUUCCAAGCCAGAGAACUUUCUUAUAUGUAGGUGUAUGUUUCACUAAUUUCAUUUAGGAUCCCAUGAAGCAUUCUGGUGCAUACCAUAAAUGGUCGUUUUUUGUUGUAGUUAUAUGCUGCAGCAACGCAAUUUCUAGGUUGCUAUUUCCCCCCCCCCCUCCCCUGUCUUGUUUUUUGGUGCUUGAUAUUACAAAGCAUGGAGCUUGUAGGUUUAUUUCAAUGUUUUUUUAACUGCAUAAGUGCUAGAGUAUGAACUCCUGAUUAGGUUUCCCUGCAUGUGCUUGAUAGUGUGUACACUCUCAUGACUGCUUAUGAUUUUGAAUUGGAGUAGCUGUUUCACGCCCAUCCAAGGUAGCAGUGGUCUCAUUUAUCCAUGUUUUCAAUACAUCAGCAAAGAAAAAUGUAUGUGAAUCAUGUGAAGUGGUAAACAUGCUUCUUGAAAUGCUCUGGAGUGCUAGUUUUUGCUGAGUUCUUAUUGGUGCUUUUUAUGAAGACAGUUCCAAACUUGGUGGGAGGAAAUGUCUUUCACUGUAUUGCAAAACUUAUGCAAUUUUGUAUGUCUGCCUUUUAUAUUCAUACAGACUCUCUGUAAAAUAUGGACAGAUGAUAGUAUGUUUCCAGAGGACCCUGUACCCAGUAACUCUUUUCUGCUCCUUUUUAUUGUUUGAUGCCCAUGAAACUUUGGUUUGGUGCUUUGGUUGUAUGUUAAGAAACCUUUUCCAGCCCAAGUGUUAUGUAUAAUGAAAUAAAACAGAAAAAAGAAUGUUUA